This is a messenger RNA of Lathyrus sativus (Indian pea), 1050 nucleotides long. Lineage: Eukaryota; Viridiplantae; Streptophyta; Magnoliopsida; Fabales; Fabaceae. The record is from the annotation of a GenBank genome assembly.
AUGGAGCAGAUUCAGCAAGAUCAAGUCGCCUUAAGAGAAGAGUUGGAUUCCCUCAAAGGAAAGAUUGACUAUAUUCUCGAAGCCAUAACUACGGCCAGAAAGGAGGAUGAACUGCGUGAAGUUGCUGCUGUCAACAACAAUGGUCAGGUGCAAGGGUCUACCUCAAGGCUCUCAGUUCCUAUUCCUAACCCCAUGACUUAUGGGAUGCCAAUGAACUUCACUACCACAAUUGAAGGAACCACUUCUCAACCAAUCCCAGCGCCUGGAGUUACUGUUGGAGCCAUCCCGCAAGCCCAACAUACUGUUGUUCAGAUCCUCGUUCCUCAUGCCGAAGAGAAUCUGUUGGAUCAGUAUGAUGAUCUAAAAAAUUAUCAUGCUACUAUCCCUACUUCCAUUCCUAUUGCUGCUCAAGAUUCUGAAGCUAUCAAGAUGUGUCGUGAUCUAGCUGAAAAAAUCCGAGUCAUGGAGGGGAACAAUUCAAAUUCUCUUAAUUCUUUGGAACUAUGUUUGGUGCCUAAUGUUGUCAUUCCUCCCAAGUUUAAAGCGCCGGAAUUCUCAAAGUACAAAGGCCUCAGUUUCCCAAAUAUACAUCUGAAGAUGUACUGUCACAAGAUGACUGCUUAUGCCAGGGAUGAAAAGCUGAUGAUUCAUUGCUUCCAAGAUAGCUUGUCUGGAGCAUCUCUCGAGUGGUAUAUACAGCUGGAGCAUAACAAUAUGCGUACUUGGGCUGAUCUAGCUGAUGCAUUUGUCAAGCAGUACAAAUACAACACUGACCUCGCUCCUAACUGUACUCAACUUCAGAGUAUGGCCCAGAAAGACAACAAAUCCUUCAAGGAGUACGUGCAACAAUGGAGAGAGCUAGCUGCAAGGAUGCAUCCACCUUUGGUUGACCGUGAACUGAUUGACAUUUUCAUGGGCACUUUGCAAGGCCAAUACUACGAUAAGUUGAUCGGUAGUAUGUCUAUUGGAUUCUCUGAAUUGGUGAUUAUCAGUGAGAGAAUUGAGGAAGGCCUGAAAAGUGGAAAGAUACAAGGAGGUUCUAAUAGCUAG